AUGGGUAGUCAGAGUAGGCUUGAAUCUAUGGGAAGUCAGGAUAGGUUUGAAUCCAUGGGUAGUCAGGGUAGGCUUGAAUCUAUGAGUUGUCAGGGUAGGCUUGAAUAUAUGAGUUGUCAGGAUAGGCUUGAAUCCAUGCGUAGUCAGUAUAGGCUUGAAUCCAUGGGUAGUCAGGGUAGGCUUGAAUCUAUGAGUUGUCAGGGUAGGCUUGAAUCUAUGAGUUGUCAGGGUAGGCUUGAAUCUAUGAGUUGUCAGGGUAGGCUUGAAUCUAUGAGUUGUCAGGGUAGACUUGAAUCUAUUGGAAGUCAGGGUUGGCUUGAAUCCAUGAGUAGUCAGGAUAGGCUUGAAUCCAUGGGUAGUCAGAGUAGGCUUGAAUCUAUGGGAAGUCAGGAUAGGCUUGAAUCUAUGGGAAGUCAGGAUAGGCUUGAAUCCAUGGGUAGUCAGGAUAGGCUUGAAUCUAUGAGUUGUCAGGGUAGGCUUGAAUCUAUGAGUUGUCAGGAUAGGCUUGAAUCCAUGAUUAGUCAGGAUAGGCUUGAAUCCAUGGGUAGUCAGAGUAGGCUUGAAUCUAUGGGAAGUCAGGAUAGGCUUGAAUCUAUGGGAAGUCAGGAUAGGCUUGAAUCCAUGGGUAGUCAGGAUAGGCUUGAAUCUAUGAGUUGUCAGGGUAGGCUUGAAUCUAUGAGUUGUCAGGGUAGGCUUGAAUCUAUGAGUUGUCAGGAUAGGCUUGAAUCUAUGAGUUGUCAGGGUAGGAAUGAAUCUAUGAGUUGUCAGGGUAGGCUUGAAUCUAUGAGUUGUCAGGGUAGGCUUGAAUCUAUGAGUUGUCAGGAUAGGCUUGAAUCCAUGGGUAGUCAGGAUAGGCUUGAAUCCAUGGGUAGUCAGGGUAGGCUUGAAUCUAUGAGUUGUCAGGGUAGGCUUGAAUCCAUGGGUAGUCAGGAUAGGCUUGAAUCCAUGUGUAGUCAGGGUAGGCUUGAAUCUAUGAGUUGUCAGGGUAGGCUUGAAUCUAUGAGUUGUCAGGGUAGGCUUGAAUCCAUGGGUAGUCAGGGUAGGCAUGAAUCUAUGGGUAGUCAGGGUAGGCUUGAAUAUAUGAGUUGUCAGGAUAGGCUUGAAUCCAUGCGUAGUCAGUAUAGGCUUGAAUCCAUGGGUAGUCAGGGUAGGCUUGAAUCUAUGAGUUGUCAGGGUAGGCUUGAAUCUAUGAGUUGUCAGGGUAGACUUGAAUCUAUUGGAAGUCAGGGUUGGCUUGAAUCCAUGAGUAGUCAGGGUAGGCUUGAUUCCAUAGGUAGUCAGGGUAGGCUUGAAUCUAUAAGUUGUCAGGGUAGGUUUGAAUCUAUGGAUAGUCAGGGUAGGCUUGAAUUUAUGGCUAGUAAGGGUAGGCUUGAAUCUAUGGGAGGUCAGGGUAAUCUUGAAUCUUUUGGUAUGUAA
Mya arenaria is the source of this 1416-nucleotide messenger RNA. RefSeq lists its product as uncharacterized. NCBI's taxonomy places the organism in Eukaryota, Metazoa, Mollusca, Bivalvia, Myida, Myidae. Bases 1 to 1416 code for a protein of 471 amino acids. The transcript has a single exon. The record is from RefSeq and is a predicted model, not a curated record.